AUGGACUCGCGAAGCAAUGCGGGCGAAGCGGCGGGCGGCGACACAGGAGCAAGAAGCACAGCGCCUCCGCCGGCGUCGUCAUCCUCGGCGCCUUUCGCGUCCGGCUUCCAACAGCCCGGAGGCAGUGGGCUCGUCGAGGAAAGCAACGCAUUGGUCAGCUCCCAGGACGCAGACAUGACCAGCCGAGGUCCUUCGCCGUCCUACAGACCGUCGCCGUCGCCAUCAAAUACAUCGCAUUCCGAUGACCAGGACCAGGAGGACGACGAUGAUGUGGACGAUGAUGACGAUGACGACGACGUCUUCACCGACCUGGCCUCGUCCUCGCUCAACAUGGGUGACCGACGAAACACGCUCAAGGCGCGCGGCUCGGCCGCCCUGCCGGCCUCUUCGAGCGGCGCCAACUCGAGCCAGUCGUGGCAGGUGACGCCGGCCAAUGCGACAAAGGCGUCGGCAGCCACGCUGCCCCACGAGAUUCUCCUGCACAUCUUCAAAUACGUCGCCCACAGCCCGCCGGAUCUGAAGCGCUGCCUCAACGUAUGCAAGGCGUGGUGCCUCUGUGGCGUCGAGCUGCUCUGGCACCGGCCCGCCUUUCCCAAGCUCUCGUCGCUCUUCAAGCUGAUCCACAUCAUCCGGAGGCCCGACCAGACGUUUCCCUAUGCCACCUUCAUCCGGCGGCUCAACCUGGCCCAGCUGUCGGGUGAGCUCGAGGACUCGCUGUUCAAAAACAUGGCUGCAUGCACCCGUCUCGAGCGCCUCACCCUCGCCGGCUGCUCGCGUCUCUCCGACGAGGCCAUCACUGCCGUGCUGUCCAACACCAAGCAUCUCGUCGCGGCCGACCUGUCGGAUGUCCCCAACCUCACCGACAAGUCCAUCUACACCAUUGCCGAAAACUGCCAGCGACUGCAGGGCAUCAACCUCUCGAGCUGCCGCCAGCUGACGUCGACGAGCGUCGCUACGCUGGCCAGAAACUCGAAGCUGCUUCGGAGGGUGAAGCUGUGCAACUGCGAGAAUGUCGGCGACGAGGCCCUCCAGGCCCUGGCCGAGUCGUGUCCCGUGCUUCUCGAGGUGGACCUGGUCGGAUGCCCCCUCAUCACCGACGCCUCUGUGCGCGAGAUCUGGAAGCAUUCGCACCAUCUCCGCGAGCUUCGCCUCGCCCAGUGCGGCAAGCUCACCGACUUGGCCUUUCCUGCGCCCGCCAGCAGCUUUGCAGGCUCGACGCCCGCCUUGGGGGGUGGUGGUGCUGGUGGUGGUGCUGGUGGUGGCGCUAGUGGAGGAGGACCCAGCCUGGGGAUGCCCCAUCCCCACCAUCUGGCCUACGGUGCCAGCGAUUCUGCUCCGACGAGCCGGAGAGCGUCACCCAUGGGUCGCUACGACGGCCACGGCAACCCGGGCCUGGUCACAUCGCACUCCUCCGACGAUACCAACAGCUACCCGCGCAACGUCACCAUGCCCAACAGCAGCCCGCCGAUGCACACCCACCUGCGGCCCUCGCGUAUGUUUGACCACCUUCGUAUUCUCGAUCUCACAAACUGCAGCACCAUCUCCGAUGCCGCCAUCGAGGGCAUCGUCUCCAAUGUUCCCCGAAUUCGCAACCUGAUCCUGGCCAAGUGCACUCGCCUGACAAACGAGAGUGCCUACAGCAUCGCCCGGCUCGGCAAGAAUCUGCAUUACCUCCAUUUGGGUCAUGUCAGCAACCUCACGGACCGUGCAGUAUGCCACUUGGCGCGCUCCUGCACACGCCUCCGGUACAUCGAUCUCGCCUGCUGCCCGCAACUGACGGACUUGAGCGUCAUGGAGCUGGCGUCAAAUCUGCCCAAAUUAAGGAGAAUUGGACUCGUGAGGGUCAUGAACCUCACCGACCAGGCCAUUUACAGCCUCGUUGAGCGGUACACAUGCCUCGAGCGCAUCCACCUCUCCUACUGCGAAAACGUGUCGGUGCCCGCGAUCUUUUGGCUUCUUCAGCGCCUGCCCCGGCUCACCCACCUCAGCCUCACGGGCGUGCCCGCCUUCCGCAGGCCGGAGCUGCAGAGCAUGUGCCGGCCUCCUCCCAAGGAAUUUAAUGCACACCAGCGCCAGGCCUUUUGCGUCUACAGCGGCAAGGGCGUCAGCGAGCUCCGACGGUUCCUCCAGCGCGCUUACAGCGACGGGAGCAGCCCUCACCAGUUUGGCGAGCUGACGCCGGACAUCCAGCGCGCGUGGGCCGACAUGGCCUACCACCAGGAGAGGCACAAUGCCUCGAGACGCGCGGCGCUGGUGGCGAGGAACGGCGGUAUGAGCAGGCAGCAUCCGCAGCGGGAUGCGUCCAACGACGCCGCUUCCGCCGCGGAUCUUGCCCGGCUGAUGAGAGAGGGCCACGCGGGGGAAGAGUAUUCAAGUGGUGGUGGUGGUGCGACCGCUCCGUCAGGGGCAGGGGCAGGGGCAGGGGCAGGGGCAGGGGCAGGAGCAGGACCAGGGGCGAACCGAGACAUGGUGUACGACAGCUGGUUCAGGCGGCUGCAGCAGGCCUCUCUCUUUGCUGCGUCGGCGGAAAGGACAGGCGCAGGACAGGACGAGGCGGUGGCGACCGCGGCCGAUGUCCAGCGAUUCCUUCAGGAGCAGAUGCAAAUACAACGAGAGGCAGCAGCGGCCGCGGCAGCCGCUGCUCAGCCGGGGGGAGGAGGAGGCAGCGGCGGAGGAGGAGAUGGCAGGGGACCAGUGGGAGCAGAAGCAGCAGAGGCAAGAGGAGCAGGGGUAGGAACAGGAGAACAGCAGCACCAUGUCAUGCCAGGGUCGUUUAGAUUUGGAUCGUCGUCUUCUUCGUCUUCUUCGAUGCCUCCUCCCGCAGCAGCAGGAGGUGCCGGAAGAUCAAGCGGGGCCAAAGGGCCCGGGGAACAAGGCACUUCGUCGGCCUCGGCUUCGGCUUCUACCUCAGGCCUGUCUGGAGCAUUCACAGGAGCGUCACAGCCAAGUCGGCCAGCAAACGUCGACACAUUUGCCGCCAAUAGCAAUAUGGCCUCGACGGCGGCAUCAACGGGCACGGGGGCCAAUGGGGGAUUCCAACAAGGCCGAGAAGAAGCAACAGCCUCCACCACCAACGGAAGACUGGCCGCGCUGGCGACGCCUCCCGCGGAUAGUGCCACGACCAGAAUGUCGUUCAUGACGCCCAACGCCCGCAGUGGCAGUGGCAGUGGAGCAGGUGGUGGUGGGACAAGCGGUGGCGCUGGUCCCUCGUCGUCAUCGUCAGCAGGUGCCCAGUUCUUCUCAUUCGGACGAGCACCCGGCGAUGGCGGUGGACCUCACUAG
This is a messenger RNA of Acaromyces ingoldii, 3282 nucleotides long. RefSeq names its product RNI-like protein. Gene Ontology annotation, molecular function: protein binding. The transcript has 2 exons. Lineage: Eukaryota; Fungi; Basidiomycota; Exobasidiomycetes; Exobasidiales; Cryptobasidiaceae. The coding region runs from base 1 to 3282 and encodes 1093 amino acids. The record is from RefSeq and is a predicted model, not a curated record.